AUGGUUGUACUGAAGACUCUCGUUCCCUGGCUCCUUGCCGCCACCAAUAUGGUCAGCGCCCACCCUGGCGAGGAUCAUGCUGCGGAAGCCCUUCGACGUAGAGCUGCACUGUCAAAGGUUCGCUCACUGAGCGCCUGCAGCUCCGCUCUUGAAGAGCGUGGAAUCACCGCCGCGUCUGCCAGACGUAGACAUGCGCUAGCUUCGCGUAUGCAGAAGAGGACCGUUCUGGCUCGUGACUAUGACACAGCCUUGAACACUUCUCACCACUCGAAUCUCACUGGCAUCACCACCGAUGUUGAUCCAUCCAUCAUCUUCUCCGGCAAUCAGUCUUGCGCACUCGUGCCGGAAACCACUCAAGGCCCGUACUACGUCACUGGCGAGAUGAUUCGCUCCAACGUGACCGAAGAUCAGGCCGGAGUGCCACUUUACUUGGACAUUCAGUUCAUUGACGUCAACAGCUGCUCUCCUGUUGAGGGCGUCGCUGUUGACUACUGGUCCGCGAAUGCCACUGGCGGAUAUUCUGGGAUUUCCAGCCAGGCUGGACUCAAUACAACCUGGCUGCGCGGCAUUCAGAUCACCGACGAAGAUGGUGUCGCUGGCUUUCAAGGAAUCAUUCCUGGCCACUAUGCCGGAAGGACUCACCAUAUUCACCUCCUCACCCACAGCCCUGGCAACUGGACUCGACUUCCUAACGGAACCAUCACUGGCGGAAAUAGCACGCCACACAUCGGUCAGGUCUUCUUCGACCAGGAUCUUGUCAACGAGGUUGAGACGUUGGAACCGUACACGAGCAACACGCAGAGCUGGACGAAGAACGAUGAGGAUACUAUCGUAUUGCAGGAGGCGAUUGCCACUGGUGUUGACCCCAUGGUGAACUACGUUCUGCUUGGCAACUCGGUUGCAGAUGGGAUCUUUGCUUGGGUGUCUGUGGGUAUCGAUCCCACCGCCGUGUACGAGGUCGAUUCGGCGGUUCGCCACACGGCAGACGGUGGUAUUGAGGACGAGUGCUAUGAGAUGAUCAACUUGUCGCCCUUGGAUCCCGCGCUUCCUCCUCUGCCCAGCUAUUGCAGCAGCGUUCUCUCUUCAGCAUCUGCCUCAGCCACCGCGUCUGCUUUCAGCGCGUAA
Molecule: messenger RNA, 1125 nt
Organism: Colletotrichum karsti
Lineage: Eukaryota; Fungi; Ascomycota; Sordariomycetes; Glomerellales; Glomerellaceae
Exons: 1
Coding region: 1-1125 (374 amino acids)
Molecular function (GO): ferric iron binding; oxidoreductase activity, acting on single donors with incorporation of molecular oxygen, incorporation of two atoms of oxygen
Source: RefSeq, a predicted model, not a curated record